UGGCCUUGCGGGUUUUAAUUCUUUUGGAGAUCUCUGCUUUUUCGGGGACGCUUUUUGACGGAUGAUUUUUGGAGAGACUGGACUGCGAAGAGUUUCAAUGUUCUGACUUGGUCUAAGAUGAAGGUAUGGAAGCUGGCAGCUAUAGCCUCGAUGCUCUUCAGUUCCAUGUUGUCCGUUUUGGUUUGUAGAGACUUGUUCACCAGGAGCCAGGAGCACACCCUCUUCUCCUCGUCGCUGUUUUCGAGAACCUCGUCGUCUUCCUCGCUCGCUGACGGCCACAGGAGGCACCCAAGGGCUCUGGGACGCCGCGGGUCGCUGAUCUCCCAGUACAGCACGUUGUUCGAGAGCUACACGGAGGGAGAAAUCCGCCACCUCAUCUCCACGCUGAUCGAGAGGUACAGCCAGUCCAUGAAUUCGGGGGGCCACGAACUGCCGCUCUUUGCCAAAGGCGGCAACCGGAUGAAACGCGCGAAGGCCCGCCACAAGCCCUGCUCCCUCAAGGAGUUGGAGGUGACUGUCAGCGAGUUGGGCCUCGGGUACAAGUCGGACGAGACGGUCCUCUUCCGCUACUGCAGCGGCACCUGCGACUCGGCCGUGCGCAACUACGACCUGUCCCUCAAGAACGUGAGGAGCAUGCGGAAGAUCAAGAAGGAGAAGGUGAGGGCCCGGCCGUGCUGCCGCCCCCUGUCGUACGACGACGACGUCUCCUUCUUGGACGCUGGGAACCGCUACUACACGGUGAAUGAGGUGUCGGCCAAAGAGUGCGGCUGCGUGUGAUGGAGCAACGGUUGGAGGAGGAAGAGGGGCCUGGCUGCGCACCCAGCGGUGCCCAGACGCUGCUGGUGUGUGGGUGGUUGUCCAAAGGUGGAAGAGGACGCGAGGAGAAGACCGCCAGGGCAUCCCCGCUUGGAGCAGCCAAGGAGACAACUGGAUUUUAAGUCUACCUCAGGGCCAUCAACGGAGGCUAAGGGAAGCCAGCGUCUGGUUGGGGGCCUCCUCAACUGGUUGGGAGCCGGGGAAGCUCUUGAUUCCAGCGGUGCAAGGAAUCCUGUCAAGGGCCUCGCCGGAACAGCCCGUCGCGCUGCCGCGAUGGAGGAACCGGCGCACUCUUGACGCAGCCGGCUGGAGGAACGUCGUUCCAAGCUUCACAGCGGAUCGAAAACAAAAGAGAUCUCUUGCUCAGUGGUCUUUUGGAAGAACAGCCCUCUGGGCAAUGCCCGCUUUGCCCAAGCUGGAGAUCUUUACGGGGAUGGUUCCACAUGGGGCCCGGGUGUCAGGGGCUGUUCCUGCCCAUGCCGCGCCUUCUGAAUCCUGCAGGCGAAGAAGGGUUGAGAGAUUGUGGAGCGCUCCUCCCAUACUUGCAGGGGAGCCAUCCUGCCGCCAUCUUAAAGUACACGCACAGUUAUAAGAGUGCUGUGUAAAAUGUAUGUUUGUAUAUACAUGUAGACAUAGGUUUAAAGUAUUGACAAAUGUGUACAAAAAAAGGCUGCCGUUCCUUUCCAGGCAUUGCAUCAAAUUCUUAACGGAAUCGGCGGCGUCCGGGGGAUUCUGAAAUCGAAGAGCUCAAAUAUUCCACGUUAAACAUUGGAGGGACA
Messenger RNA from Podarcis raffonei (Aeolian wall lizard), 1595 nucleotides. RefSeq names its product neurturin (gene NRTN). The coding region runs from base 118 to 777 and encodes 219 amino acids. The transcript has 3 exons. Lineage: Eukaryota; Metazoa; Chordata; Lepidosauria; Squamata; Lacertidae. Gene Ontology annotation, molecular function: receptor tyrosine kinase binding; glial cell-derived neurotrophic factor receptor binding; growth factor activity. The record is from RefSeq and is a predicted model, not a curated record.